AUGCACAACCCGUUGGAAUCACACGACUCGGAUGGUGACGAGAAACCUUGCCAUGCUGCGGAGGCUGCCGCCCCAUUCCCAGCCGUGAGUGCUGCAGCCCAGAAGGAAAGCCAAGGCCUUCCCCGCGCCCAGCCGGCCCCGUCUUGCAAGAAGCCCUGCUGGCUCAGCCCUCCCUCCCCGCUGAGGCUGGCCGACGUGCCCGACCACAUCUCCGAUGACUCCUCCUCCGUCCACGCCAUUUCCCUGACGUCGUGUGUCACCAAGGGCAUGAGCACCUGGUCCCUGCCCGGGGACUGCGAGAAGGCUCCCUUCACCAUCAUGGAGCCCGGGAGCAUGUCCGCACUCACCGGCGACUGCCUGAUGCAGCCCAGCCGGACUUGCCUGGGCUGCUUCAUCGAAUCCAAGGACGGCAUUGACGCAGAGCCCGGAAUCAGCCUGAAAGUGGGGGACAUAAAUCGAGAUUAUGACACCUGUUCGGUCUCCGAUAUUGGCAUUCACUGCAUGAGCACGGGAGAAACCAUGAGAUACGGGGAUCAACUGCUUUCAGACCAGCUUUUAAGCUUCCCUGUGCAUAAAUCGAGAGCGGCAGACAAAAGAGAUGCGGAGAAAUCCGACAGUGAUUCCGAGGACCCCGCUCAGAAAAAUUAUUACGAGGGAUUACUCUUAGACAAGUGCAAUGGGGAGGAACCUUUACUCACAAAUCCCAACCAGGAAUGGGGUUAUUUUGAAUCUUUCAUUAGUGAAAGCAAAAUUGAACUGCUUGACCUCUGCUCCAAAAACGAGCUGUCUGUCAAUCUGUUUUCAGAGGAAGACGUGGAUAAUUACAUGUUUGACGACGACGAUUCCACGCUGGGGAGUGACGUCUGCUCCCUCAAGAUCCGCUACGAGUCCUUCCAGGACAACGUGAGGGAGAAGACGGGCGGCCUGCAAGAGGACACCCAGUUCAACUUCUUCCCGAGCGUCUUCAGCGGCUGCUCCAAGCGUGAAGGCCGGGCGGCCUUGAAGAGGGGCCCUCGGGGGGCCACGGAGAGCUCCCAGUUCAAGUCUGAGGAGAGCAUCGUUUGGGGGGAAGAGGAGGCCGAGGGAGAGCGGGGAGAGGAGGAGGAGGAAGAGGAGGCCGAGGGGGAGAAAGUUGCCUUAAACAAAUCUUGCACCAGUACCGAGGUCGUACAAUACAUUGGUCCCAAAAGAAAUCACUUCUUGGAACUUGUGAACUCCACCGAAGACUCCGGGGAGUUCAGUGACGACAGCACAUGCACUGAAUCGUCCUUUGAUGUCCUUCAAGACCUCAAGGACUGCAACAAGUAUUUGCCCAGAGACCACUCCAGUUCCUCUAUACAACAGAACUACGGCCUGCGAGCGAAAAGGAAAGUGCGCUACAGCGACGACUACUUGUACGACGUCGAUUCCAUCGAGAGCGAGAAGAUCGUGGACAAGAAAGAGUGGAAUCCCGACGGGCCCAAGGAGGAAGACGACGACGAGUGGUGCCCAAAGAAAAGGCGAAAAGUCUCCCGCAAGGAACCGCCGGUCAUCAUAAAGUAUAUCAUCAUCAACCGUUUCAAAGGGGAGAAGCACAUGCUCGUGAAGCUAAGCAAAGUGGAUUCCAGCGAGACCAGUGUGACCUUGAGCGAGGAACUCUUGAGCAAGUACGCCAAGCUGGCUCCCCUGAAGGCAUUUUGGCAAGAGAGGUGGCAGAGCCGCCUCAAUUUCCUCAGGUCGGCACUGUAUCGCAAGCAGGGCUUCUAUCUCAACGGCUCGGAGGUCUCCUUCUUGCCUCACCCGCGAAAGCGCAAGUGCAAAUUAGCCAACCGGCACCGGAUCCAGCGAAUCAAGGCCAUCGAGCAACCAGUGGGCAAGCUGUCGUCACUGAACUCUUUGGAGCCAAAGCAGCUAUGUCACCGGAUCGGAGCUGGCGAAGAGGCGGGCCUGAAAGAGAUGCAAGCGUUGGCCAUCACAACCUCGGCUUGUGCAAACGGGCUGCGCCUGAACGACAUCGUCGCCCUGGGCUCGCCCAAGUGCAAAUUGCAGGACAGGGACUUCAAGGGGCCGGACAGGAAGGUCCUGCGCAGAAUCAAGUUCAAAAGCGAGGCCAGGUUGAAAUGCAAGCGCAUCAAGGCGGCCGCCAGCCUGGCAGAGGCCUCCCCAGCCUUGGAGAAUCAGGAGCAUGCCACGAGUUCAAAGGAAAAGAGUGUUCCUUGCGCCGCAGACGGCUCUCGCCUUUCCGAGUGCCAGGAGGAUAAGGUUGCUAAAAAUUCUCCGUCAUUCCUACCCACCACCUGCUCUUCAGACAAGCCUCCUCCAUCUGCUGCUCUUGCUGCCAGCGUGCCCCUCAUCCCCGGAGGGUAUCUGCAGACGUUGUUAGAUGCCUCCGAUUUGUCAAGCGGUGCCGGCAUCGCCUACUUCAGUUCCCAGCCCCCUGAGCGGCAGCAGGAGCCGCUCCCCAGCCUUGCUCAAGCAGAGAAAUCCUUCUGUGCUCUGCAGCCGGCCCAGAGCUGCAUCCUCUCCCCGCCAUCUGAAUCGGAGCUUCAACAGUCACCAAGCCACUUGGAAAUGGAGCCAAGCAACUUUGGGAGCCUGUGGCCAGCCAACAAAUCAAUUGGCAACGACAGUCAAGACUUCGCAAGCGACAGCCUGUCGACGACGGCAGAGUUUGUUGGCGGCACGGGUGCAGAUAGCCUCCCGGCCCCUGGGUAUGGUCAGGUGGAUCACAGUAACAGCAAGUUACUAUACCAAAAAAAAUACCUGCCGGAUAGCCAGCAAUCUCAGUCUGACGACUCCUUCCAGUCGUGUCAUUUUAGCAACAGAGAGGGACCUUUCCAUUUCCAGCGAGGUACACUAAGUACAGAUGAUGGGAGGCUGGUUAGUUUUGACUCGGUGGGCUCUUUGUCCGUUAGUUCUAGCAAUUAUAGCUCCCUAAGUUUAAAGUCCUGUGAAAAGGAUGGGGAGGAUGAUAUCGCUGAUGAUUUCCUGGCCCACUGCAGCCCCAAACUGGUCAUCCAGCAAAGCAUAGAUGAAAUCACGCCUUUGAAGGAGUCCACCGACCUUUUAGAUAUUUCUAACUUCACCCCCGAUAAGUUCCGCCAGUCCUCCCUUUCCGAAAUGUCUCCCCCAGAUACCCCCAACCUUUCCCCGCAGAUAACGGGGCCGGAAACCAAACCGGUCGGGAAUGUGAAAUGUUUCCCCGAUAGUUCCCAAGCCGUGCUAAGCAACCUUGAGAAGGCCAAGUGGAGCUGCGGGGUCCUCCAGACCCAAGACCAGGCUGAUAACGGAUUCACUUUAAACAAUCACCAGUUCCAGUUCCAUAUGUUCAACGACGAGGAUUCUGUCAGCCUCCUCGAAAAAAGCCCGUGCUUGUCAACAUUUAAUGAGCCAUCUGGUCAAAUUAGCGCCAAUAGCAAAGUGUCAAAAUCAAAGAAGAAGGGUUCAAUGAAUAAAAACGUGGGCACGAACCAAAGCCUUCCUCAGAAAAACGUUCGGAAAAAAUCGCCCAAAACCAGCAAAGGGACUGAAAAGCCGCCAGGGAAAAACUCCCGGCAAUCUCCGAAAACAACGAGGAGAGGCAAAAACGCGGCCGGGGCGAAUGGCGAAAAGGGCCCAGGCGUCGGAGGGAGAGCGGCGGCUCCGUUGAACGGUCCGGCGAAAGCCUUGGCCGAGUCCGUCCGGCACUGCGGCCCAAGCUCCGUCCGGCUGGGGAAGCAUAACGGACUACCUGGGGAGUGGGCUCUGGGGAAGGACGGCAGCAGCGGAGGCUGGUCCGAAAGCAGCAUCGGAAAUGCGAAUAGCCUCCUUGAUGACGAUCAAAGGGAAUUCGAGGAGCCGUCCAACAUUUUAUCAAACAUUGCAUCUGGCAUGGCAGAUGUUCAGAGAUUUAUGAUGGCCUCCAUCGAACCCUUGUGGGGCCCCGUGGGCCAUAACAACGUCUCGGAUAUAUUCCGGUCGCCGGAAUCCAACAGCCUGAAAUUGAAAACUCUUAAGAUCCUAGCCGGGACGUCCCAAGACUCCAAGAAAAAGGCGAACGGCGGUUCGACGGGAAAGGGUCACAAGUCGGGCGCCAAGGGCUUGGGCAAAGCCGGCGGCCGGUGCGACGCGGGGCGCCCCAACUGCUCGGCCGGAUACGCCGCCACGGACCUCCACCCGCCCUUUUUUGAUAAAAGCUACAGUAACCUGAGCACUUUAGCCAAAAACGAGCCUACCCAUAAAAAGCUGUACCGGCAUAAAUCCACGUCUAAGUCCUUGAGGGAUGAGAACUGUAAAGGGAAGCGAGCGGAGCGGGAUCAGGCCCAUAAGGAGCCCUCUGUGACAGCUGCGUUUGAGAAACUGAGGGAAACAGACUACAUUCUCCUUAAAGCAGAAACAGCCUUUUUGAUUUUACCCGUAUUUGAAGAAGAGACACCUGUUUCUAAAAAGACAUUUGAUGUUUGCUUGGGUUCUUCUUUCCUUCCCCCAUAUUUUUCGUUUGGCCCCUUUUUUCACUCAAAAAGGAAACAAAAAACAAUAUUAACAAUGCCUUGUAAUAUGUCGAAGUGUUAAGUGCUGGAAUCAAAAGUUUGGGACUUUUUUGGAAACAAAACUAACAUGGUUUAUUCCCCGUGUUUCGAGGGAAAAAAACGAGUCGUACUGUUGUACAGAUGCACUAUGAUCCACAACAGCCACACAAAUUGUGCCAAACUCCGAACAAGUGUUGUACUGUACAUAUUUUUACAUCGAAAUGGGUUGUGAGUGUGUUUUCUGGAGUUUUGUUUGCCUUUUUUUUCCCUUCUGGUUUUUUUUUUUAAUUUACUGGAAACAUUCCAGCGAUAACAAUGAGCCACCCCUGCCCUUGAAAUCAACGAUCUCAGUCGCAUCAUGUCGAAUGCACCAAAAGUUUUAUGGACAUCACUAAAAUAUAUGUGCCAAAUUGACUUACCUCAUCUCAUAGGUUUUGCCCUGUGGUUUACAACUCGACAAGAGCCAGGGGUUUUCUCGCUUGGGGGGGCGGGUUGGGGAAGGACUUUCAACAUGGGAACUGGGAGGGAGAAAUCACAAUCCGUCCUGGAAACAUUAAAAUCCAACCUUUUAUGGAAGGGUUUCAGAUCUCAAACUCUUUCUCACACAAGGUAAGUUUACUAGAUUGGAAACUCAAGCAAGUGUGAUUUCCUGUUCCAAUUUCAAGCUUUUGCUAAAAAAAAAAAAUUCGAAAUUGUUCGGUCGGUCCUUUGUAUCAGUUUUCUAUAUUUUGUAAUGCAAUUCUGAGCGUAGUGAGAAAAUCCAGGGCCGAGGCGUUCCAUAGACACUGUGUCGUCUUAUCACUCUGAGCCAUUUUGUACCCAUUUUUACGCUUCUCCCGGUGGAAAAGCUCACGGAUCCAAACUUUGGUGUUUUCUAAAUGUUUUAAACCUUUGCAGUGACAAUAUUAGCCGAUGGUUUGUAACAAAACAAAACAAGGUGUAUUGUCGAAGGCUUUCAUGGCCGGAAUCACUGGGUUGUUGUAGGUUUUUUCGGGCUAUAUGGCCAUGGUC
Anolis sagrei ordinatus is the source of this 5498-nucleotide messenger RNA. The record is from RefSeq and is a predicted model, not a curated record. Lineage: Eukaryota; Metazoa; Chordata; Lepidosauria; Squamata; Anolidae.